AUGAUCAUAUUCCUCUACCUAAUACUGGUGCUCGCGUGGGCGCUGCUCAUCAUCAUCCUGAAAUGCAAAAAAGCGCGCGCAAAACGCCUCGCCGAGCAGGAAGAGAUCGCCCAACAACCGGUACACGUGGUGCAGAUCGGUUCCAACCUCUACGACAUCAUGUCACUGCAGCGGGACAACUACAGUGGUGUGUACGGUUGCCACGAGCAUGGUAUCAUCGCCCAACACCGGCAGCGUGCCUCCGCCAGCGUGACGCACUCAAACGCGGCCUUCAUCGGUGACGAUGGGGCCAUCUAUCCCGGAAAUGGCAUGGUGGCCAUGGAACCGCCACCAUCGUAUGAGGAGGUGAUUCGACUUCCCGCCUACUACCCGAAGGUGGAAACGUUCGUACCGGAAAUGGUGGUCCCUCCGUCGAUGCCAGCUUUCACUCCACCAGCGGCGGUCAUACAUCAGCCCCAGGUGCACCAAGGAUCCUUGGUGGGUCGACCGGCGGGAGAUUCUUCGUCAGUGGCCACGAUCACAUCGGGCACGGACACACAAUCCACUGUAGGUCGUGAGCAACAUCCGACGGAGCCACCGGUCGAUGCGAAUGGAAACCGGCUCAAGAGCGUCAUUAUGACUAGCGCCGCCGUCAGCAGCUCCAGUCCGGUUGCUGGUUCUUAACAAGGAGUCUGACCAACCGCCGGGCGGCUAGGAUAGAGUCGAAAACCGUUAAGUGCCUACCGGGGAAUCCGCACGCUAGAAAAAAGGAGGCUGCCGUUUUGGGCGAAACGCGAGGCAAAUAAGCGCAUAUCUCAACGAUUCCUUACUUAGUUACGGGCGAAGAGCUGUACAUUUUUUGUUUCCUGUUUCAAGCUUACGGGCCGGGACGAGCGUGCGUGGCCGUCGGUCGCAUAGGAGUAUUUAUUUACUUAGACGUUCGUUUGUAUCUACUUGUUUUAGUGGCCCGAUAGGGGCUCAACCAACUCCCAAAGAUUGCCGUUUUGUGAAUUGAUACUGUGCAAAAAA
Anopheles nili is the source of this 1008-nucleotide messenger RNA. RefSeq lists its product as uncharacterized. The transcript is spliced from 2 exons. NCBI's taxonomy places the organism in Eukaryota, Metazoa, Arthropoda, Insecta, Diptera, Culicidae. The record is from RefSeq and is a predicted model, not a curated record. The coding region runs from base 1 to 663 and encodes 220 amino acids.